AUGACUGAAGUUAAUAACAAGUCUGUUAUAAAUGAAGCAAUAGUUAAAGAUAAUAUCAGCGGAGCUGGGACGACCAAUAGUUAUCCGUCUCAAGAAUUAUGUGAAAGUAUUGUUAGUCAAGUAUUGGAUAAAAAAAUUCAGAUUUCUCUUAGCCAAUUACUGGAAAUAGUAAAACCCGAGAUUCAACAAGACAUUAUAAAUUCUAUAGGAAAUCCAUAUAUUUCUCGACAUACAUGCAUUCCAUUGAUGAAGAGGGUGGAAUUAGAGCGGGUGAUUGGCCUAGGUGCUGGAAUAUUUGGUCUGUCAUUUAUUACACCAUAA
This is a messenger RNA of Acaulospora colombiana, 321 nucleotides long. NCBI's taxonomy places the organism in Eukaryota, Fungi, Glomeromycota, Glomeromycetes, Diversisporales, Acaulosporaceae. The record is from the annotation of a GenBank genome assembly.